AUGCCGCUGCCAACUCCAGGCAAGCCCGGAGAGAUCGACGAUCCGCUUAGAAGGGGCCUCAGCGGGGCAGGAAGCCCUCAACCUAUAGGUCGCUGGAAAGGCGUACUAGAUGCCACUAUAAAACAACCUGGAUGUGUAGAACUACAACUGAGAGUGUUAGAACCACUUGUGAGAACACCUGGAUCCGAAGAUUGCCUUUAUUUGAAUGUUUUCACCCCUAAAACGAAUGUCUCCAGUGGGAAUACAAGUCCCGUGAUUUUUUGGAUAUAUGGGGGGGCGUUUAUGGAGGGAGAUGCUACGAUAUUCCAGUCAGAUUACUUACUGGAAGAAGGCUUGGUCGUUGUCACUGUCUCCUAUAGCCCUGGUAACGCGGGCCUGAAGGAUCAAAACAUGGCUCUCAGGUGGGUAAAAAACAAUAUCGAAAAAUUCGGAGGCGAUCCGGACCGAAUUACUAUUGGAGGCCACAGUGCCGGAGCUUGCAGCGUCAUACACCACGUUUUGGCGCCGAAAAGCAGGGGUCUCUUCAGCCGCGCCAUAGCCAUGAGUGGCGAUACCACCUCCCUCUGGUGUGGCCAGAAGUUUCCUAGGAAAAUCGCGUUCGAUAUAGGGUUGAGCCUGGGAAUAGAGACCGAUAAUUCCACUGAAUUGGUGGGAAGGAUGAGAAUGGAGGGUUUGGAGAAUCUGCAGAAUGCUUUUCUCAUGGUGAUCAUUGCGUUGAUCACCGAUUUACUGUAUACAAGACCAAUAACCAAUACUGUGAGGAUGAUGUGUAAGCACAUGCCAGUAUACUCUUACGUUUUUGUGUAUGAAGGAAAACGCGUGAAGGAAUAUUUGAGAAACCAAGGAUAUGCAAUAGAUGUGUCGAUAAAUGGGGUUUGCCAUGGGGAAGAUUUAGGAUAUAUUUGGAAAUCUGUAGAUACAUCACUACCAUCAGAAGACGUUCCAAUGAGAAGACGUCUAGUCAAAUUGUGGUCGAAUUUUGCAGAAUAUGGGUAA
This is a messenger RNA of Phaedon cochleariae (mustard beetle), 996 nucleotides long. The record is from the annotation of a GenBank genome assembly. NCBI's taxonomy places the organism in Eukaryota, Metazoa, Arthropoda, Insecta, Coleoptera, Chrysomelidae.